AUGUCCCAACCUAGUGCCUAUACCGCAGGGCCCUCUUCGCUUCCUCCGAGCUCCCAACCAGACCUCUCCUACGUCGACGAUAUAUUUGAUCCUAACCUUGAUCUAAAUAUUGAUCCUAGUCUCUUUAACAGCCAACAGACUUCUAUAUCAGUGAUAGAGUCUGAGUUCACUCAACCGGCCCUUCUUAAUUGCUCCCUCAAACGUAUCGGCCCCGAUCGGAGAAAGCAGUUUAUCCUCUACGACGCGAUGAACAACACGUCUAAAGCAAAGUUUAUUGAGUGGUGGCGCACAACAGUACGCGGCAGCGAUACUAAGACACAACAAAGGCUACGAUGGGAUGCAAAACACACAUCGGAUGUCUGGGAGAACUUCGACCAGGUAGCACAUUAUGUUACAGGCGAACCUUUGGUUAUGUGUCGGACUUGUGGGGCCACACUGCCUCAUCCAAGCGCGAAGCAAAGCGGCACUAACACACUAAAGCGGCAUAUGACCUCAGGUAGAUGCCAAAAGGGUGGUAAAAGCAAGUCUACACAACGGUCGAUUAAAGAGACUAUACAGCAUAUAUCGACCAAUAGAACGAAACUUGCGCCUAUCCAAGAUGUCCGUACACGCUGGAAUUCAACCUUCCUAAUACUUCGUCGUGCGAAACGCCUUAGCAAGCCCUACGAUGAAUACUGUGAUAAUAUUGGGACCCAGAAAUACAAACUUAGUAAGGCAGAAUGGCGGCAGGUCGACUACCUUCUGUAUAUCACAGAGCCUUUCUACCGCUUUACCACAGUGCUUUCAAAGACCAAAGAAAUAACGGUACAUCAUGUUUUUGGUAUUUAUAACGCCCUCUUCGAGCACUUCGAGGAAUCGAUCGCACGACUCACUCCGAAAACCAUACCUUGGAAGAAGGCGAUGCUACAAGCCCUCAAUGCUGGGAUGGCAAAGCUUUCAUCUUACUACACAAAGACGAAAGAGAUCCAUGGUAGUCUCUACGCGAUUGGAACAAUUCUUGCACCCCAGCAUAAGCUUCACUUCUUCUCAAGUAAGGCGUGGGGUACGUCGGAGAACGACACAAAAUGGAGUGAUCAGUACAAGGAAACGCUUCGCCAGUUCAUAGCUCCUUACGCCCAAAGACACACCCAGACACAAUCCCUACGAGGAGAGCAACCCCCCUACCGUCACUUAGCCAGUACAAGUGACCUAGACGCUCUCCUCGACCUUCGGCCUCACAUUCACUCCAAUCUAUCAACAUCAGAGCACGAACUCGCUAGAUAUCUUGAAAAG
This is a messenger RNA of Penicillium soppii, 1272 nucleotides long. RefSeq names its product zinc finger BED domain-containing protein. The annotation marks the transcript as partial. The transcript has 2 exons. The record is from RefSeq and is a predicted model, not a curated record. NCBI's taxonomy places the organism in Eukaryota, Fungi, Ascomycota, Eurotiomycetes, Eurotiales, Aspergillaceae.